This is a messenger RNA of Oncorhynchus nerka (sockeye salmon), 1460 nucleotides long. RefSeq names its product vacuolar protein sorting-associated protein 37C-like. Lineage: Eukaryota; Metazoa; Chordata; Actinopteri; Salmoniformes; Salmonidae. The transcript is spliced from 5 exons. Gene Ontology annotation, cellular component: ESCRT I complex. The coding region runs from base 238 to 1293 and encodes 351 amino acids. Gene Ontology annotation, biological process: protein targeting to membrane; protein targeting to vacuole; ubiquitin-dependent protein catabolic process via the multivesicular body sorting pathway. The record is from RefSeq and is a predicted model, not a curated record.
GAAGCAGAAUAUGGGUCAUUCCAAAAAUGGCGGCGGUUUCUGGUAGUGUGAAGUGAAACUUUCCAAAUAUUGCUGAUAAAACAUAGCUAUUCUUUAAUCUAUUUUUAUGAUUGUCGUCGAGCAGAUAUUAAAGUAAUUAUUGUUGGACUACUGCUGUAUCUGACAUCAAGCAACACGGUCGAAUGAAGAUCGCGAACGGUGGGCUUUCCUCAAAGUUGACGCUGUCCUUGCAAAUCAAUGGACAAGCUUCAGGACCUCAGCCAAUCCGAGUUGGAGGAUUUGCUGGACAAUACAGAGCGGGUGGAGUCCAUGGCAUUGGAAUCUGAUGAGAUUCAGAACAUCCAGCUGGAGAGGGAGAUGGCACUGGCCUCCAACCGUAACCUGGCAGAACAGAACCUGGACAUGAAGCCUCGCCUGGAGAGACAGAGAGAACAUCUAGUGGAGAGAUACUCUGAACUGGAGGGAGUCAGAGAGAUCUACAGACAACACUGUGACCAGAAAGAUGGCAUCAUGGGGCAGGUAUCACCAGAGGGGUUGUUCUCCAGACUCCAGACAGAGGGCGCCAGCACAGAGACUGAGUCAGAGAGUCUGGCAGAUGAGUUUCUGGAUGGCCAGCUGUCUCUGGACUCGUUCCUUGACCGCUUCCUCUCCCUCCGCUCCCUCGCUCACAAAAGACGAGUGCGGAUAGAGAAACUGCAGGAGAUCCUGCGCCAGAAGAAGGAGACCGCCGCCGUUGACGCCGGCUCCAUGACAUCACAAACAAGCGCCAAUCAGGACCCAGCGACAACACAGUCAUCGCCAUGGAAUCAUCAUCAUCAAGCUCCUCAGCAACAACAACCGCAGCAGAAUUCCAAUCCCAACAAUCACUCUAGCUUCCAAAACCCCUCUUCCCAAAAUGGCCCUGGCUCCGCCCUACCUUACACCCCUUACCCCGUCUCCCCUCCUAACCCGACAGCCACUUCCGCAGGACCAGGCCCGUCCAUUCCCCCAGGUCAAUUUCCUCCCUAUCCCAGCCCCGGCUCACCUUUCACCUCAGCGGCGAGCUACUCAGCCCGUCCCGCUUUCGGGCCUCCGGCCAAUACCUGCCCAUACCCCACCCAGCCCACGUUCCCUGGCGUACCCGGCUCAGGGUCUGCGUUCGGGCAGUACAGCGCCCCCUACCCUUCUGCGUACCCUUACGGCGGGAUUGAGGGGUAUAGCUACCCCACGGGCCCUGCUCUGCCCAACUCUCAGUCCCCCACAGGCAGGCCAUUGUACAGGCCCGGGUUUGGAGUGCCACAGCCCUACUCCUGAACCUCCCUCUGUUCUCACCUCGUCACUCCUCUCCCACCACACAUUCUCCAGUCUCUCCCUCAUUUUGCUCUCUUUCUCUCUCUCUUUUUCUCUCUCUCUUUCUCUCUUUCUCUUUCUCUCUCUCUCUUUCUCUCUCUUUCUCUUUCUCUCUCUUUCUCUCUCUCUCU